Rhodamnia argentea is the source of this 549-nucleotide messenger RNA. RefSeq lists its product as uncharacterized. The record is from RefSeq and is a predicted model, not a curated record. The coding region runs from base 1 to 549 and encodes 182 amino acids. NCBI's taxonomy places the organism in Eukaryota, Viridiplantae, Streptophyta, Magnoliopsida, Myrtales, Myrtaceae. The transcript has a single exon.
AUGGGAUACCUUGACUGCACCAUUGUCUGUCCCACUCCAACCAUCACCCCUACGGACUCCACUAUUGCAGCACCAAACCCUGCAUAUGAUGAAUGGAUUCGAAAAGACCAACGUGUUAUUAGUUGGAUGAUAUCUUUUCUUUCACCCGAUGUCUUACCCUAUGUGGUUGGAUCGAUAUCUGCUGCCGAUGUUUCGAAGGCUCUACAAACCGCCUUCGGAUCUCUAUCGUAUACAAGCAUUCUUCAACUUCAUAUGCAACUCCAGAAUACAUCUAAAGGUGACAAGUUUGUCUUAACUUAUCUCCGUGAGGUAAAAUAUAUUUCAGAUCAAUUAGCUGCUGCCAAUCGCCCUCUUGAGAAUGAAGAAUUAAAUGCCAUUGUCUUCCGUAAUCUUGGUUCUGAUUUUUCUGACAUUGUUACUGUCUUGGCUACAAAACCUGAUCCGAUAACAUUUCCUGAACUCCAUCGAUUGCUCCUCAAUCGUGAGCUUCGAAUGAAGUCUGCCACAGUGCCUAUAGAGGCAAAUGUUACUGCUUACACUCCUCUAUGA